CAACUUUCCACGUCUCGAGAAUUUGAUUUUAGCAAACAACUUCGGAAUGGCUUCAAGAUUGUUUCUGCAACGAACAUUACCCGCUUUUCAACGGGCUGCCUUUGUGCGAACGGCCGCACCAAUUAACCGCUGCUUCUCUUCAACUCCCAGAAGUUUGAAUAAUGCUGAACCCCCCAAGAGAACCCCUCCUGAGCAAAAAGCUGCUCAAAUUAUCAAUGCUGCUCCUUCUACCUCCAUGUUGACAAAAUCUGGUGUUCUUACUGUUACUGCUGCCGCUCUUGCUACUGCUAUCUCCAAGGGCAUUUACGUUGUUAACGAAGAAACCAUUGUCGUUGCUUCUUUCCUUGGUCUCUUAGGUGUCUUUGGUACCCUCGGCCGCAAGGCAUACAAUGAGUGGUCCGACAAGACAAUCAAUAACAUCGCCAACAUCUUGGAAACUUCCCGUCAAGGCCAUAAAGGUGCUAUCCAAGAACGCAUUCAACAAGUCACUGGUCUCCAGGACGUCGAAGACGUCACCAAGGUUUUGUUCACUACUUCCAAGGAGACUGCUCGUAUGGAAGCCGAGAUUUUCGAACUUGAGCAACAAGUUGCUUUAGCUCAACAAGCAAAGUCUGUCUUGGAAAGCUGGGUCCACCACGAGGCUUCGAUUCGCGCAGACCAACAACGACGUUUGGUAUCUGAUGUUUUAGGUCGUGUCGACAGCAAGAUCUUGACUCAAAAGUUCCAGCAAGAAGCUUUGAAUGAGAGCAUUGGUGAGGUUGAAAAGGUUUUGGCUACUGCCUAAAGUUUCCAUUUUGCAGAUCAAUAAGCCGUCUUAAUUCGAUUGAAUCUUUCUCUCCUUUGCUCGAGUUAGCUGGCUUUCAUUACGAUCAUCGAAACUUCACUUUGCUUUUGCAAUGGAUCUUCGAAUGAUAACUUUUACUUAACCCCCUUCUCUUUCGUCUUUGGCCAGUCGCUAAUAAUAUUUACUAUUAUGAAAUGAUUUCUACAUAUCAUAGAGAUCCUAUUUGUAGUCUCACCUGUAAUUUUUUUUUAAUAUUUAAUAGCAUUUAAAAAGGAACACAAAUGAAAUAUUAAUUAAUCAACCUCA
Molecule: messenger RNA, 1090 nt
Organism: Schizosaccharomyces cryophilus OY26
Lineage: Eukaryota; Fungi; Ascomycota; Schizosaccharomycetes; Schizosaccharomycetales; Schizosaccharomycetaceae
Product: F0-ATPase subunit
Exons: 2
Coding region: 47-784 (245 amino acids)
Biological process (GO): proton motive force-driven ATP synthesis
Molecular function (GO): proton transmembrane transporter activity
Source: RefSeq, a predicted model, not a curated record